AUGAUUUGCGAAAACACAAACAAGUAUGUGUGGACCCGCAUUCUUGAAAAACCGACGCACUCUCGGCCAGAUGGUUCGUGGGAGGAAGUCACCCCCAGUGAACUGCUGAAGUUCAUUGGGCUGGUGAUUUACAUGGGGAUUGUGAAGGUUCCAAGACUUAAACUUUACUGGAACGUAGGAAGUUUUUAUAGUGGUCUCCUUGCACGACGCAUCAUGCCCCGAAAGCGAUUUAUCGCUUUGCUAGCGCUCCUCCAAAUUGCGGACUUGGAUGAUCCAAACCAACAGUCAAAAGGAACGCUGCGAUACAUGUGGUGGCUUCUUGAGCACAUCAACCAAGUGUCAGCACAGCUCUUCCAGCCCAAUCGAGAUCUCUCCGUGGACGAGCGCAUGGUAAAAUCAAAAGGGAGGUCUGGAACUCGUCAAUACCUGAAAGAUAAGGUGACUAAAUGGGGAUACAAGCUGUGGGUGCUAGCUGACCCUGACACAGGAUAG
This is a messenger RNA of Rhipicephalus microplus (southern cattle tick), 492 nucleotides long. RefSeq lists its product as uncharacterized. The record is from RefSeq and is a predicted model, not a curated record. Lineage: Eukaryota; Metazoa; Arthropoda; Arachnida; Ixodida; Ixodidae.